GGCCCGCCUGAUUCAUUCAAGAUGGCAGCCCGGCGCGAUCUGAGGUUGCCGCGGCUAUUACUCUGGAGGUUGUGGCAGGCCCGGGGGAUCCCACAAAACUCGGGAUCAGGCCUGAGCCUAGGAGCUAGGACUUAUUCGCGGGGCGACGGCCCGUACUCGCGCACGGCGCUCUAUGAGCUGCUCGGCGUCCCCUCCACCGCCACGCAGGCGCAGAUCAAGGCGGCUUACUACCGGCAGAGCUUCCUGUAUCACCCGGACCGCAACUCGGGGAGCGCCGAGGCUGCCGAGCGCUUCACGCGCAUCUCCCAGGCCUACGUGGUGCUGGGCAGUACCACCCUGCGUCGCAAGUAUGACCGCGGCCUGCUCAGCGACGAGGACCUGCGCGGCCCCGGCGUCCGGCCCUCCAAGACUCCCGCCGCCGAGCCCGACUCGCCCCGCACCCCGCCGCGCGCUUCUCGGACCCACGGCCGCGGUCAGGCCUCGUCGGGAGCCAACCGCACCAUGUUCGACUUUGACGCCUUCUACCAGGCGCACUACGGCGAGCAGCUGGAGCGCGAGCGGCGCCUGAGGGCCCGGCGGGAGGCCCUUCGCAAGCAGCGGGAGGACCGGGCCAAGAAGGGUUUACACUGGGACGAGAUCCGAGACACCGCUUUCGUCUUCGUUCUGCUCACAAUCUUUAUCAUCGUGGGCUUUCGUUUUUAAUCGGAGAGCAGAGAGAAGGGGAGCAGCCCCCAGCCAGCCUCCCAGCCACUCCCCCCAAGAAAAUGGCCUUUCCUGUCAUCUUGAACCCGUUGCCUUGCAUUGUCUACCUCUGCUGGGGUCCAAAGGAACUGCUCUCCCCUUCCCCUUCCCCUUCCCCUUCCCCACCCGGCCAGCUUAGCCAUUGACCUGCACAUCCCUAUCCUUCUGGUCCAGAGAAGGAGGCUUUGCGAUGCCCAAGAAAGAACCGCCCCCGCCCCCCCCCCAUGAAGAGUCCCGAAAGCCCGAGAGUGAGGGGUUUCCUGGAGGCCCAGGGGUGCCUGCUUCCAGAUGUUGUCAACUUCUGGAACAUUUGCUCUGGCUUUCUUGUAAAGCUCCGAGCGAGACUCGUCUGCUCCUGCCCCACGUGUGUAACGUUGGGCUCCUCUGUAACCUUGAAACGUGCAACGUGACCAAUUGUGGCUGCCAAAAGAAAAACUCUGGGGUUGUACGAAA
Molecule: messenger RNA, 1194 nt
Organism: Hippopotamus amphibius kiboko
Lineage: Eukaryota; Metazoa; Chordata; Mammalia; Artiodactyla; Hippopotamidae
Gene: DNAJC30
Product: DnaJ heat shock protein family (Hsp40) member C30
Exons: 1
Coding region: 22-702 (226 amino acids)
Source: RefSeq, a predicted model, not a curated record